UCGGAGAAGCGCUAACAGGACAACGGUUCAGGCCAAUCGCAGUGAGGCCUGUGGCGGCAGCGAGACUAGGGUGGAGACUUCGGAGACUGCAGUUGCAGUUCUAAGAACAAUUGGAAUUGGCUAUGGAUAAUUCAUAUCAUCUCAACCAACGAAACUCAUGUAAUGGACUUCCAUCUGAGAAGAAAAACAACUUCCUUGUGUCUGAAGAUCAUGGACAGAAAAUCUUAAGUGUACUACAGAAUUUUAGAGAACAAAAUGUCUUUUAUGAUUUCAAAAUAAUCAUGAAAGAUGAAACAAUUCCAUGUCAUCGUUGUGUCUUAGCAGCAUGCAGUGACUUUUUCAGGGCCAUGUUUGAAGUGAACAUGAAAGAGCGAGACGGUGGGAGCGUCACCAUCACUAAUCUGUCCUCCAAAGCAGUAAAAGCGUUUCUUGACUAUGCCUACACUGGGAAAACCAAGAUAACGGAUGAUAACGUGGAAAUGUUCUUCCAGUUGUCAUCAUUUCUUCAAGUUUCCUUCCUAGCCAAAGCUUGCAGUGACUUCUUAAUAAAGAGUAUUAACCUUGUCAAUUGUUUACAGUUAUUAUCGUUGUCAGACAGCUACGGCUCUCCCCGCUUGUUUGACCACGCGCUGUACUUUGUACAGCACCACUUUUCCUUACUGUUUAAAUCCAGUGAUUUCCUAGAGAUGAACUUUGGAGUACUGCAGAAAUGUCUGGAAUCCGAUGAACUGAAUGUCCCUGAAGAAGAGACUGUACUGAAAGUGGUCCUUAGCUGGACCAAACACAACUUAGAAUCAAGGCAAAAGCAUCUGCCUUAUUUGAUUAAAAAAGUUAGAUUACAUCAGUUAUCCGAGGAGACCCUUCAAAACUGUCUGCUCAACGAAGAGUGUUUACUCAAAAGCACAAACUGUUUUGACAUAAUCAUGGAUGCUGUUAAGUGUGUGCAAGGUUCUGGUGGACUCUUCCCUGACGCUCGACCAUCCACAACUGAAAAAUACAUAUUUGUUCACAAAACUGAGGAAAACGGUGGAGACCAAUAUACCUUUUGCUACAAUAUAAACAGUGACUCGUGGAAAGUGCUGCCACAGUCACACCUGAUUGACUUGCCAGGGUCUAGUCUGUCUAGUUACGGAGAGAAGAUAUUCCUGACGGGCGGGUGCAAAGGGCCGUGCUGUAGAACGGUUCGGCUUCAUAUCGCAGAGUCCUAUCAUGAUGCGACUGACCAAACCUGGUGCUACUGUCCAGUGAAGAACGAUUUCUUCCUGGUAUCAGCUAUGAAGACACCAAGAACCAUGCAUACAUCAGUUCUGGCUCUCAACAGAUUAUUUGUCAUAGGUGGAAAGACCAAAGGGUCUCAGGACAUUAAAAGCCUCUUAGAUGUCGAGUCUUACGACCCUCUUUCUAAAGAAUGGAUGUCUGUCAGCCCGUUACCCAGGGGCAUAUACUACCCUGAAGCGAGCACCUGCCAAAAUGUCAUUUAUGUUCUUGGGUCAGAGGUAGAGAUUACAGAUGCCUUUAACCCGUCACUUGAUUGCUUUUUCAAAUACAACGUGACCACCGAUCAGUGGUCUGAACUCGUAGCAGAGUUUGGGCAGUUUUUUCAUGCGACACUAAUCAAAGCUGUCCCAGUAAACUGCACACUGUACAUAUGUGACCUUUCCACCUAUAAGGUUUAUAGUUUUUGUCCAGAUACUUGUGUCUGGAAGGGUGAAGGCUCUUUUGAAUGUGCAGGCUUUAAUGCAGGCGCAGUUGGAAUUGAAGACAAAAUUUAUAUCUUGGGUGGCGAUUACGCACCAGAUGAGAUCACAGAUGAAGUACAAGUCUACCAUAGUGGCAGAUCUGAGUGGGAGGAAGUCUCACCCAUGCCACGAGCCUUAACGGAAUUUUACUGCCAGGUGAUUCAGUUUAAUAAAUACAGAGACCCAUGGUUUUCUAAUCAUUUCUGAAAGGCGUAUGUGCUUAGACAUCCUAAAACUAUCCCAGUUCUAGAAGCCUACCAUAAAUCUGUUAAGCCUAAUAGCUGGUAAAAAGGUCUUUACCUCUUAGUAAAAUAAAAUGUACCUUCUGCUAGAGAAUUACUAUGAACGUAUAGCAUAUAUGACUUAGCGGUUGCUGGAAACUUAAAUACAAGAUACAUUUACCAAAAAAUUAUAUCGAAUAUAAUUUAAUCCUGGAGAAUCCAGAAUACUUAGUAUUUUCAUAUGUAAAUAAGACUCAUAGGCAUUGACGUCUUGAUUUUGAGAGUAAUUUAUCCGUGAAAGACUAGUAAGAACAAAUCAGUGUUCACAGAUUUGUACUAUUUAGAGGGGAAAAAAAUCUCUGUAGGUAGUGAAAGUGAAUUAUUUGCACACUAUAUUAUAUGAAGUGAAAAUUAAGUUACAAAGAGGUGAGAAGCCUACCUUGUUACUACAGGUGUAAGAGUUACUGAAUUCCCGUCCUUUCUGAUCACUGCUUAGCUUCUUUUAAGCCCCUCUUCCUUUUUUCACCAUCAUUUUUUUUGGUCAGAAAUUUUUCUAAAAUGCAGUGUAUUUCCCAGCCUUCUAAACUUGCGCUAAACGUGGCUUGACACUUUUUACGAUUCAACUCUUCAUUAGGAGCAUAAUGUACCAUGUUAUAAUGCCAUAAUGCCAUUGGCAAUUACUGGAAUGCUUUUAAAAUUGCUGGUUCUGGUAGUCCUCUGUGCUGGUUGGUUUCGAUUUCUGGUGGCAGCAUAUCUUACUUAUUUUCUGGCUGAAGCUCAGUAAAUGAACGUUCUUGAUUUAAUGACUACUUGUAAGUUACACCCCCUCUCAGUCUAUCUUUACAUGUAACCCACUGGGUGAAGUUUUGGGAUUCUGGGAUGGUAGUCCUAACAAACAGUUUCUGUAUCCUUGCCACAUUCCAGCAUAAUUGAGGACGCAGCAAAUCUGAUCCCUAGAUAAGUGUAUCAUUCUGUUGCAUUUCUUAAAUUUGUAAAUAUCCAAAUUUGAUCUGUAGUAAGAAAUUUCUGUGCUUCAGUUAGUACCGUAUCAGUUUUCCUUGGUGAUAUAUCCCAACUAUAAAGCACCGUGUGGGUUUACUAUUUUCAUAAGAUAUUCAUAGUGAAUUAUUUUCUAAAUUUAAAAAACUCACUAGGUUUUUGUAUUGAUCGCAUUCGCAACCCAUAUCCGUUAAGAUGUUUAAUCACCUUUAACCCCAGUAAAGAAAGAGUAGCAAUCAUCCUUGCUCUGAGGUGUGACAAGAUUGCGUUGCAAAAAGAGUAUGUUUCUUUCCUAAGUUUAAAAGAUGUAACCAUAUUAGGUUUUAAAAGUGGAAAUAUACCUAAAUGAAGGUCCUUUUAUUAUGCCAUAUAAAUUUAUUGUAUAAGCUUCAAAUGUUUUUUUCAGAAUAGAACAGGAUAUUAGACUACAUUACCCUGCAAUUCCAAAAUCAGAGACUAUCCCUAAUCAGAUGACAGUUGCCUGAGAAGCAUUCUGUCAAAUUGGUGGUCUUCUUUCUUCCCUAAGUUGGCUCUGCUGUGUGUGUGUGUGUGUGUGUGUGUGUGU
This is a messenger RNA of Lynx canadensis (Canada lynx), 3524 nucleotides long. It is a transcript of the gene KBTBD3, whose product is annotated as kelch repeat and BTB domain containing 3. Gene Ontology annotation, molecular function: protein binding. The coding region runs from base 123 to 1946 and encodes 607 amino acids. The record is from RefSeq and is a predicted model, not a curated record. Lineage: Eukaryota; Metazoa; Chordata; Mammalia; Carnivora; Felidae. The transcript has 3 exons.